Molecule: messenger RNA, 2532 nt
Organism: Camellia sinensis
Lineage: Eukaryota; Viridiplantae; Streptophyta; Magnoliopsida; Ericales; Theaceae
Source: RefSeq, a predicted model, not a curated record
AUGUGUCAAAUGGAAGACAACACUGAGCAAAACAAGAAUAACAUUAUAUAUGAACUAGUUGAUGAUGACGGUAAUGAUGGUGAGUAUAAUAUUCAUAAUGAAGAUGAUAUCGUCAAUUCUAAUAAUAUUCCAACCGAAAGAGAUAUUAAGCGUCUAGAUGAAUUAACUGAAAAGGAUGUGUUUGAAAUGACAUUUGAUUCAGAAGAAAACGGAGAAAGAUUUUAUAAUUCGUAUGCUAAGGUGAAAGGCUUUAGUAUUCGAAGGGAUCAAUUGUAUAAGGACAAGAAUAAUAUGGUUAUAUCAAGGAGUUGGGUAUGUUCAAAAGAAAGAUACAGACAAUCCAAAUACCUUGAGGUUGAAGAACGUAAAAGAGAACCAAAACAAUUAACUAGAGUUGGUUGUCGUGCUUGUUUUCGUAUCAAAUACAAUCGGAGUACUUCGAAAUAUGAAGUGAAUGAAUUUUUCAAGGAGCACAAUCAUUCCAUGGUAGGGCCUCUUGGUGUUCAAUUUCUUCGCUCACACCGGAAUGUUACGAGUGCCGACAAAGCACAAGGCAAUGCAAUGCAUCAUGUUGGUAUGAGGACAAGUCACAUUAUGGACUUUGCUGCACAACAAGCAGGUGGCUAUGAGAAUGUUGGGUUCAUACAGAAAGACAUGUACAACCAUUUUGGGACUGAGCGUAGAGCGCAAGUUGUCGAUGGUGACGCAGAAGGUGCUUUAGCCUACUUAUGUGGUAAAGAAGAGCAAGAUCCAAUGUUUUAUUAUAAAUAUGAUGUAGAUGAAGAAAAUCGAUUAAAUAAUUUGUUUUGGACUGAUGGUGGAUCUCGAACAGAUUAUCUGUAUUUUGGUGAUGUGUUGAUGUUUGAUACUAUAUAUCGGACAAAUGCGUACAACGAACCUUUUGUGAUACUGCAAGAUUAUCUGUAUUUUGGUGAUGUGUUGAUGUUUGAUACUACGUAUCGGACAAAUGCGUACAACAAACCUUUUGUGAUACUGCAAGGUGUGAGCAACCACAUUCAAACAACUAUUUUUGGGUGUGCACUGUUAGCUUCCGAGACAGUAGAGACAUACAUAUGGGUGUUAGAGAAAUUUUUUGAUGCGAUGGAUCACAAGAUGCCUCUGUCUGUAAUCAUUGACGAGGAUAAGGCCAUGUGUAGAGCAAUCAAAACAGUUAUGCCUACUGCUCGACAUCGAUUAUGUAAAUGGCAUCUUAAAAUGAAUGCUCUUUCCAAUAUCCACAUAGAGGGAUUUCUUCAUAGCUUUGAAAAAUGCAUGUCAAUGCAAUGUACACAAGAAAUGUUUGAAUUAGAGUGGAAGAACCUUGUAGACAAGUAUGGCCUUCAUAAUAACAAGUGGAUUGCAGAUGUAUAUUGCAAGCAUACUCUAUGGGCUGAAGCAUACCUCCAUGGACAUUUCUUUGCUGGUGCAAAAAGCACGCAAUGUUGUGAGAGUAUGAAUGCAUUUUUGAAUCGAUUCCUAAAGGUGCGCCUAAGGCUCUUUGAAUUUGUAAGGGCAUAUGAUAGAGCACUUGCAAGACUUCGCCAUAACGAAGCUAAGGCACAAUCCGAAACUGAGAAUACCACUCCUAUUCUUUCUACAGGUAUGAAAAGGAUUGAAAAACAUGCAGCUGAUAUAUUUACUCGUGCCAUAUUUUUCAAAUUUCGCGAACAAAUAAAAUCCGAGCAAGUGUUAUUUAUGUCAGGAAAAACUGAUAUAGAAGAUAUUCACGUAUACUAUUUGUCUAUGUAUACACAUCCAGAAUCCACAUGGAAUGUACAAUAUCGGCCAAGUGAUCAUGCCAUGAAAUGUUCUUGUUUGUAUUUUGAAUCAUGUGGAAUACCAUGUUCCCAUAUGGUAUCAAUCAUGAAAAUGGAGCAUUUGAAAGAAAUUCCCUCUAGCUGUAUAUUACAAAGGUGGACAAAAAAUGUCAAGUCUUCCACUUUACUUGGUAAGACCCCUUUUCCAGAAUGGGUUACGCAAACAACACGGUUCGGUGCAUUGUCAAGUGCAUGUACUGAGAUGUGCUAUUAUGCUUCGCACUUAACCAAUGGAUACGAAGAAGCUAGAGAUGCAGUGACAAAGUUAACAUGUCGAAUGAAAGAUUUGUACGUCCAACAUGUUGAAGAAAAUGGAACAAAAGGAAAAGCCAAUGUUAAAGGGACAUGUUUACAUUUUGGUGUUGGUGAUCCUCCCUUUACAAAGACGAAGGGGAGUCGUUCUGUUGCAAAGGAUAAGUUUUCAAAGCCAAGAAAAUGUGGUCAUUGCAGAGGUACUGGUCAUACGAGGAAUAGGUGUCCAAAACUCGAAAAUGAGAAUAUUGAUUCUUUUCCUACACAAGAUACUUAUGUAUCAGGGGCAAGCAUCUUGCACCAAAAAGGUGGUUUCAAUGUCGACCUUACUUUUGCUAAUAGUGACUACAAUAUAAUGGGAUAUGGUUCCAGUGGGCACCCUACUUUUGUACAUACAUGCUCAGAAACUCCUGACAACAUUUAUGGCCAUGUCGUAGGAGGGACAAUUGGCUUGUCAAAGUGA